This is a messenger RNA of Cyclopterus lumpus (lumpfish), 2081 nucleotides long. RefSeq names its product R3H domain and coiled-coil containing 1 (gene r3hcc1). Bases 1 to 1311 code for a protein of 436 amino acids. The transcript is spliced from 8 exons. NCBI's taxonomy places the organism in Eukaryota, Metazoa, Chordata, Actinopteri, Perciformes, Cyclopteridae. The record is from RefSeq and is a predicted model, not a curated record. Gene Ontology annotation, molecular function: nucleic acid binding.
AUGAUGAUGAUGAUGCUCACGUGGGGGGAGGUCAGUAACACGUGCACUUGCCCACAGGAGGACCCGUGCCUCUCUCUGGCCACCCUGGCGUUUCCGUGUUUCGAUGGCCUUUACCUCCCAAAGCAGGAGAGCGUGUUCCUGCAUGAUGUCAAGGAGGAGCUGGAAGUCUACCUGCAGCAGAGCCGCCGCCAGAGCGUGCUCCUGUUCCCACCUCUGCCGAGCAGACUGCGGUACCUGAUCCACAGGACCACGGAGGACCUGCCGGAGCUCGCCACCUUCUCAGUCGGGGACAGCUGGUGCCGCAGGGUGGUGGUCUGCCAUGCCGAGCUACGGGCUGUGGAAGAGGAAGUCGGUGACUGGGAGGGCAACGACAGCUUCUGUGAACAGCCCCUGAGAAACAGGGAGGAGAUGGGUGGCGGCGCCAAGACCAGAUCAUCCUUCCCGUCGCGAGGCAGAGGACCGAAGAGGCCGGACAAAGCCCUCUACAUGCCACGGGCUGCUCGGGAGAGACUCUCCUUCCAGAACUCUCCAGAACCGCCGGGAGACCAAGGGGGUCCCGGUCCAGCCUCAAGUAGCUGCAUCGGCAGUUCACGUGACUCUUGUUUCUCUCCCGAAGCGACAGAGGACACCUCCCCCGCGGCCACACGGGAGCAGCUCCUCGGUGCGGCGGACCGCGGCGCCGACAGCUCGGCUCUUUGUCCUCCGGAAGAGAACCGAGCGCUGCCGCUGACCCCCAACGAAGCCGAGCCCCUCGGCUGGCAGCAGACCGUGUCCUGCUUCAAGGACAUGACUCUGGAGGAAGACGAGAAGGGAAAGGAAGACGUGUGCACGGACGCAGACGAUGUCACUGAAGAGAUCAAGGCACAUCUGAAAGAGCCGGCGGCCGUUUCCAUUCAGCACGUUCACAACGACUACUCCGUUUACGAGAGCGAGCCCGUCCGCCUGGAUAAGCUCUGCCACGUGAUCGAGAUCUACGACUUUCCGCAUUGUUUCAAAACGGACGACCUCGUGGACGCGUUCACAGACUACAGUGAUGGCGGAAUGAAGAUCGAGUGGGUCGACGACACACACGCCCUGGGGGUUUUCUCCACUGAGACGGCAGCAAUCCAGGCCCUCUCCAUUUGCCAUCCUUUGUUGAAGGCAAGAGCGUUGAAUGAAGGGAGUAAACAAGCCAAAGGAAAGGCCAACAGACAAGCAGAGUUCAUCCAGCCGGUGAAGGAGCGUCCUCGGACCGACUCUGCUGUUGCCAGGCGGAUGGUGACCCGAGCGCUGGGGAUGCAGGGACGAGGCCGAAGGGGCCAGCGCUACUGAAGGGAAUCGCACCCACGGCGUAUUCAGAAAGGUCCAGCAGAGGCCUCCAUCGGGCCUCUGGAGGCGGCGCUCUGACGACGAAGAGCACGACUGCCGUCCAGCGCUGUCGGCCUCUCCACUGAUUGGUGCAGCAGGCGUGCAAAGGGACUCGCAUCCAGCCUCACAGGUGGAGCUGUGAAGCUGAAGCUGACCCCCCUUUUUGGACAUUAUUGAUGUCUGAACUCUGAGUCUGAAGCAAACGGGGAAUUCACGUGGAGAACGCUGCAGAAUAUCUUCGCUCGUUUUGAUUUUACUGCAUGAAGUCUUGAAACUAAAGUGCGUUUCAGGCGUCUUUUUUUGUUGUUUUAUCGAUGCAGGAUUUUGCGGUUCGGAACAUUAAUGUUAAAUCCCUCCACACAUUAACUCUCAGGUUUCGGUUGAAGCUGUAGUUGUAGCCAUAUUGUGUAACGCAGAUUCAUUAACUAUUGUUUUCCAAAGCCAGCACGGACUCAGUCUUGCAGACAAAGCCAGACGCGAUCAAUAUUUUCUAACGUUUUAGAUGAUUUUUAAAACUUUGUUUGAAUUGUUAACCGGUUACAAGAUGUUCUGUUUUUCAUAUUUAUUAUUUUCCUCUAAAGAAGUACCUUUUUUUUAGGAUUGAAGCAAAGUGUUCGCGUUGUUCCUCACUCAGAGCUGUGAGGCCUUUUGUACCCGUUACUGUAUUCAGUAAAGAAAGAUUUGAGUGUUUUAUGUAUAAAAAGUUUCAAUAAACAAACGGGUGCAGCCAGAAA